Formica exsecta is the source of this 795-nucleotide messenger RNA. RefSeq names its product DNA repair protein complementing XP-C cells homolog. Gene Ontology annotation, biological process: nucleotide-excision repair; mismatch repair. Gene Ontology annotation, cellular component: cytoplasm; nucleotide-excision repair factor 2 complex; nucleus. NCBI's taxonomy places the organism in Eukaryota, Metazoa, Arthropoda, Insecta, Hymenoptera, Formicidae. Gene Ontology annotation, molecular function: damaged DNA binding; single-stranded DNA binding. Bases 18 to 530 code for a protein of 170 amino acids. The record is from RefSeq and is a predicted model, not a curated record. The transcript has 2 exons.
UUAUAUAGCUUUCAGGUAUGAGGCUUAAAGAUUCUACAUUAGAAGUAUUCGGAGAAUGGCAAACUACAGAAUAUGAACCACCAGUAGCUAAAGAUGGCAUUGUACCUCGUAAUGAGUAUGGAAAUGUAGAUUUGUUUAAGAAAUGUAUGCUUCCAAAAGGCACAGUGCAUAUAAACCUUCCAGGAUUAAAUCGCAUUGCCCGGAAACUGAACAUAGAUUGCGCGGCCGCCGUAGUGGGUUUCAAUUUCGGUUGUAGAGGUGCCGUGCCAGCCACCGAAGGUUUUGUCGUAUGCGCUGAAUACGAAGAUACAUUACGAGAAGCUUGGGAAACAGAACAAGUCGAAGCGACUAAACGCGCCUUCGAAAAAAGAGAAAAGAGGAUUUACGGCAAUUGGAAGAAACUCAUUAAAGGUUUACUUAUUAAGGAGAAACUAUCGCAAAAAUAUGAGUUUCAAGAGGAAUCGAAAACCAAUCAGUCGAACAAACGUCCGAAGCAACGAAAGGGCACCGUAAAAAAAUCUAAAGCAUGAUAGAGUGUGUGUAUACAUAUUGUCUUUUGUAUGUUAAUUGAAAAACUCUUAUCUUUAAAAUGAAGCAUUUAUUUGUGUUAAAUACCAUAAUAUUAAACAUUCACAGAUUCGAUACUUAUUUUUAAAAUAAUUUGUUCAUCAGUAUUUUACACAAUAAUAAACCAGAUAAGAAAUAAUAAUGAUUUUUUGUCCUGUUUGAGUAUUGUAUGAUUGGUUCUAAUUAUUUUGUGUAAAUUAAAUUUUAUUUUUGUAAUAUAAUAUAACA